Messenger RNA from Diaporthe amygdali, 1545 nucleotides. RefSeq lists its product as uncharacterized. The coding region runs from base 1 to 1545 and encodes 514 amino acids. The record is from RefSeq and is a predicted model, not a curated record. Lineage: Eukaryota; Fungi; Ascomycota; Sordariomycetes; Diaporthales; Diaporthaceae. The transcript has 4 exons. Gene Ontology annotation, molecular function: monooxygenase activity; heme binding; iron ion binding.
AUGGCUUCGUCUGUGUAUCUCGUCCUUGCUUCAACUGCAUUUUGUGUAAUUCAUGCAAUUUGGUGGUGGCGAUCCUAUCCAGCAGUGACAGCUUCGUCGCUCGGCAUCCCGCUCGUUGAGUUCGGGGACGGGGAAGAGUCCAAAACGCGAUACGCAAGUGACACGGGGAAGCUUCUAAGGGAAGGCUACGACAAGUAUCUCAAGAAUGGACAGCCGUUUUGUAUGCGCAAUCACGCAGACCCCAGUCGCCCGUUCGUCUUUCUCCCUGUGCGAUACAUGGAAGAAGUAAGGAAUGCGCCACAGGACAAGUUGAGCCUUCCCCUGUACACAGAGAAGGCUUCCAUCCUCAACUAUGUGAACGGCCCAGCUAUCACGGAAGAGGUCCAACAUGCAGCUCGUCUGAACUUGAAUAGGGCACUGAAUAAUCUUGUCGGGCCUAUACAGGAGCAGUGUUUUCUAGCUGCCGAGCACAAAAUGCCAGAAUGUCCAGAAUGGACACCCGUUCAUAUAUAUCCUAUUAUAUUAAAUCUCUUCGCCCACAUGUCGGCCCGUGUCAUGGUCGGCCCUGAGCUGUGCAAGGAGUGGCCGGCAAUUUCCUUACAGUAUCUGAACGCUGCACUGAAAGCGCCUGGAGUCGUACGGCAAAAGUAUCAUCCAUGGCUGUUUUGGGCCGCCAAAUACUUCAGCUCUGAAGUUAAGGACGUCAUGAAAGUACGCCGACAAGCCGCUGAGUUUAUCCGCCCAGAGCUGGAGGCGCGCCAGGCCGCCUUCAGAAGCGCAGUGUCAGAGAGAAAAAUUGGGAGCUUCAAGAAGCACGAUGACUUUAUCCAGUGGCUGAUGGAUGAGCACCGGGCCAGGGGGAAGGAAGUAACCCCUGACGAGCUGGUCCAAAACAUUUUUAUCACAAUGGUCGCCUCGAUGCACGGUACGUCGUCAAUCGGCUACUCAGUGCUUCUUGACCUGCUGGCGCACCCCGAUGCCUUGGCGGACAUCAAGGACGAGAUAAACCGUGUCAAAAGGGAAGAAUUGCAGGGCAAGCAGACAUGGACGCGGCAUUCAUUGGGCGAGUUGCGACUCCUUGACAGCUUCAUGAGGGAAACGCACCGUAUGCAUCCCUUCACGGAGGCGACCAUGCAAAGGACUGUGGUCAUACCCUACACCUUCAAGGAUGGCCUGACCGUACCGGCUGGGAUAUCCGUCAACUUCACUUCGCUGCAGCACAGCAUGGAUCCAGAUGCGCAGGGGGCGGAUGCGAACAACUUCGACCCAAGUCGCUGGGUUAACAAGCGGCAACACUUCGACACCAGCAAGUUCCAAUUUGCCUCGACCUCUGACGACUGGUUUAAUUGGGGCGGUGGGCCCCACGCGUGCCCUGGGCGGUUCCUGGCGGACGUAACCAUCAAGCUCAUCUUGAUCUACUUGCUCACAAAUUAUGACAUCAAGUAUCCAGAUGGAGUUACGGCGCGCCCAGCGGAUGGCCGGAGAAACCUUAUGAUCACACCCGAUAUGGCGACGCCGAUCCUUUUUAAAAGGCUUCCGGCAUGA